Molecule: messenger RNA, 1539 nt
Organism: Phanerochaete carnosa HHB-10118-sp
Lineage: Eukaryota; Fungi; Basidiomycota; Agaricomycetes; Polyporales; Phanerochaetaceae
Exons: 4
Coding region: 1-1539 (512 amino acids)
Molecular function (GO): protein binding
Source: RefSeq, a predicted model, not a curated record
AUGGCAACGGCAACGACCGGCGAGCUCCAAGCAGACGCGACCAACGAGAUACACCUCUCCACAGAGCUGCUUGUGAUAGUGUUCUCUCACCUGCAAUUCAGAGACCUAGGCAACUGUUGUCUGGUUUCCAUUAGGCUUAAGGAGAUCAUCAAAAACACGCCCGAACUUCAAUAUUAUCUGGAGACACAGGCCGCUGCGUAUAGCAGACACCCGUUACUGCAAGAUAGAACAAAGUCCAUUGUCGACAAGUUCGAAGACUUCCGCAAGGUCCAACGCAAUUGGAGGGACCCUCGGCCUGAAAAGGUCCUGCACUGGAUUUCUCCUACGCCAUCCGCCUUCUGCGACGCCUUUGGUGGUGUGGUUAUUGGCUCCUCCUUUGAUGUCACAGACCUUUUUAUUGUACACUCAGAUCCCGGACCGCGCUUUGAGCAGCUGUCGAUGAACCGGCGCGUGCUCCCGCGCGGCGUCGACGUGAGCCAGGAUCUCCUCGCUGUUGUCGCAAUGGAUGAAACUCUGGGUUUUCGGCAGCUGGAGUUCCUUUCUCUCAAAACGGGUCGCCGCCAUCACCGCGCACAAAGGCGAGCAAUAGACGAGACACACCUUGGCUAUGCGGCAGUGGAGAACUGCGUAAUGGACGUUUUUGCACGUAUGUCGAUAUCCGGCGACUGGUUGAUCUUCGAGGUCGGCCAUACCUGCGACGAGCUUAACAUCUACCUGUGCCACUGGCCUACGGGAGAGAUUCGGGCGCGAUGGACAAGCGACCGCGAAGUCUGGUACCAACAUGCGUAUCUCACCACCUCGCACCUCUUUAUCUCCCACGUUGUUCUUCCUCGCCAGCCGCACAUCGACGUCUACGCGCUCUCCGCGUUCCCCGCGCCGACGCGGACUGAUACGCCCGUUGCGCGCUUCGCGCUCCCUGAGCUAGAUGCAGACGCCAAGGCCGACAGCGUGCGGUACUUCACCUUCUCGGCCCGUCCAGACCAUUCCCUCUGCGAGAGCCCGCACGCACCUGAGACCGCGCUCUUGUGCUUGACCGUGCGCCAUUCGGGUGGUGCGAUGCUCUUCGUGCCCCUCUCGACGUUCACUUCUGUCCAGCCAAGCGUAGACGUCCCUGAAGUGCAUCCCUGGGUAAGCUGGGGCCCGCAGCGCACGCGAGUCUGCGAAGGCGCGGACUUGCUGGCCUUGUCGGGAAUGCGUGCUGUCCUCUCCGAUCGGAUAUUCGACUUCAACCCGUGGGACGCCGCGACUAACGCAUACAUGCCCGUGCGUUUGGAUUCGAAUGCGGAGUCGGAGUGUAAUACCAGCCGUGAGGCGCGGGGACGCGUGCUUCACUGCGGGCCGAGUAUCGCCAGUAAGGACGCGGGGUUGUGCGGCGAGGUAGUCACCGGCCUAGCGUAUCGAGAGGUACUGGUGAAAUUCGACGAAGAGGUGGACCUCCAAGAUGGAUGGGUGCAUAUUCAGCAUGAUGAAGAUGGACCAAAGCUCGUUCACUCGGGGUUGCGAGACAACGCGUUGGUUCUGGUAUUUUACAAGCUCUGA